Molecule: messenger RNA, 1266 nt
Organism: Paramacrobiotus metropolitanus
Lineage: Eukaryota; Metazoa; Tardigrada; Eutardigrada; Parachela; Macrobiotidae
Exons: 6
Coding region: 218-1033 (271 amino acids)
Biological process (GO): negative regulation of translation; negative regulation of ribosome biogenesis
Cellular component (GO): mitochondrion
Molecular function (GO): ribosomal large subunit binding
Source: RefSeq, a predicted model, not a curated record
CUCUUUAGUCUUUUGGUAAGACCGUAAGACGGUAAGAAUUGAAAAUUUGGAAUUUUUGGAGCAGAUUGUAAUGCGCAUGUGCUUUUGUGGUUUAUAAAUUUGUUAGUACUUAGAUAUUUCCGAUUGAGUCUUGUUACUCUUGUAUCCCUUUCUGAUUCUUCAUGCUGACGCGGUCCACUGUUGCAUUUCCUGGAUUUCCACAGUCUUCGUGAAAAUCAUGCAGCGCGCAGUGUCUUCGGUGGUGCGCAACUGUGUUCGCCAUCUGACAUCAUCCACUGUGUUGACGGGAUCUCGUCCCACGCCGAAAUCCCUCUCCGGUUUCGGGAAGAAAAAAUCCAACCGCAAAUCUUACGACGAUGAGGAGGCGCAGGACGAACUCUUCCAUCCUCCGAAGCCCAAAACCGUCCCACCGAGUGAUCUGCCUCCCAGUAUGCGGAAGAAAUACCGCAUCUUCACGGAUCAGUCCGAGGAGAUCAUCGAUUCCAACCAAGCCCUGUGGGUGGAGAUUGAGGCUCCAGAAGAGCCGGAGGUUGACCAGUUUGUGGGUCUCAAUAUGGAACGUGGUGUUACCGGUGUCCUUGAUAUCGAAGAUCUUAUCCACGUGCUCAGACUGGAAAAUGCCCAGAAUAUCUGUACGAUAAAAAUUCCUCCGGAAAUCAUGUAUGCGGACUAUCUUGUCGUGUGCACGGGAACUUCCAAGCGUCAGUUGCUUGCGAUGGCGGAAUUCGUGAGGAAAUAUUACAAGGCAAAAAAACUGCCGGAGGAUCCCUUUUUAGAAAACUCCUUGGGCAUCAAAGACUGGAACACCAGUUGGAUCGCUCUCGAUCUGGGCAAUAUCGUUGUUCAUUUCAUGGAUGCCAAAACGCGAGAGUUUUACGACCUGGAAGCAUUAUGGGCCUUAGGCCCUGAGCACGACCCCAAAUGCGCUGGGGACGCCGAUCCGAUGCUGGAACUUCUCCGGCAGAGCUCAUCCGAAGCCGGCGAUUUAUUUGGCACGCAGAGGAAGACCAGAGAUGGUGCUAAGACUACGUGAGCGGGUUGUGGCUUUCUGUGAAAGGGACAGUUGAUGAAAAAAGGUGAACGAAAGUACAAUGUAUGAUUGUGCGUUUGCAUGUGGAUGGCGAAUACAGAUAGUUUGUUACUUAGCUCGGCAUUAUCUUUGCGGUUGACGUUUAAUGAUAUACAUAGGUGCGCUUUGUAUAACUAUGGUCGCCUUUUUGCUUUCGACUUGUUCGCAAAAGGGCAAAAGCAAUCGAAUAAAGAAUG